AAGCCUGAAACUAUACGAAGCGUAUCAGCACCGCGGGUGACAUAAAGUUCGCGAAGUGCGAUAACCGUUGUUGCGCUCGGCGACGUUUCGCCACCUUGACACCGGACCGAGACGAUUCGCCCGCGUGAUUUCUGGUGCGGCCACAGCCGGAAGAAGCAGAAAGACAGUGAAGCAGAACUCAUCCAUAGCCACGAUGUCUACCUGUGCGUGUCCGAUGUCGAGCCCGGUCGGGGCCACCCUGGCCGCACUCUGUGGCGGCCCGCAGUACAUGCUGUUUAUGGGGCUGCUGGAGGUGUUCAUUAGGUCGCAGUGCGACCUGGAGGACCCAUGUGGCCGCAUGAAGGCAAAGUCUACGCGCGGUGUCGACUACGAGUACGAUUUCAUUGUCGUCGGUGGCGGAUCGGGUGGCUCGGUGAUUGCGUCACGGUUGUCGGAAAUCAAGAACUGGAAGGUACUCCUGAUCGAGGCAGGACCCGACGAACCGACCGGUGCGCAGAUCCCGUCCAUGUUCCUGAACUACCUCGGCAGUGACAUCGACUGGAAGUACAACACGGAACCGGAGCAGCACGGGUGCCUUGGGUCGCCGGAGCAGCGCUGCUACUGGCCCCGCGGUAAGGUGCUCGGUGGUACGUCCGUCCUGAACGGCAUGAUGUACAUCCGGGGCAACCCGCAGGACUACGACGACUGGGAAGCUCAGGGCAACGCCGGCUGGAAGUGGAAGGACGUGCUGCCGUACUUCAUGAAGUCCGAGGACAAUCAGCAGAUCAACGAGGUCGACUCGAAGUACCACUCGACCGGUGGCAUGCUCCCGGUCGGUCGCUUCCCGUACAAUCCGCCGUUCUCGCACUCGGUACUGAAGGCCGGCGAGGAGCUCGGCUACCAGGUGCAGGAUCUGAACGGGGCCAACACGACCGGGUUUAUGAUCGCGCAGAUGACCAACCGGAAUGGCAUCCGGUACAGUGCCGCUCGGUCGUUCCUGCGGCCGGCCGUCAAUCGGCCCAACCUGCACAUCCUCCUGAACACCACCGUCACCAAGGUGCUGGUUCAUCCGACCUCCAAGACGGCGCACGGUGUCGAGAUCGUCGAUGAGGAUGCGCACAUGCGCAAGAUCCUCGUCAAGAAAGAGGUGAUCGUGGCCGGUGGGGCCGUAAACUCGCCGCAGAUUCUCCUGCUCAGUGGCAUCGGACCGAAGACCCACCUGGAGAAGGUUGGCGUGCGGCAGCUUCACGAGCUGCCCGGAGUCGGUCACAAUCUGCACAAUCACGUGGCGUACUUUAUUAACUUCUUCCUGAACGACACCAACACGGCGCCGCUGAACUGGGCCACCGCCAUGGAGUAUCUGCUGUUCCGCGAUGGGCUCAUGUCCGGCACAGGGGUAUCGGCCGUAACGGCGAAGAUCAGCUCCCGGUAUGCGGAGAGGGCCGACGAUCCCGAUCUGCAGUUCUACUUCGGAGGCUACCUGGCCGACUGCGCCAAGACGGGUCAGGUCGGCGAGCUGCUCAGUAACGAUUCGCGCGCGGUCCAGAUCUUUCCGGCCGUCCUGCAUCCGAAGAGCCGCGGCUACAUCGAGCUGAAGUCGAACGAUCCGCUCGAGCAUCCGAGGAUCGUGGUGAACUACCUGCAGGAAGAUCACGACGUGAAGGUGCUGGUGGAGGGCAUCAAGUUUGCCGUGCGUCUCUCGGAAACCGAAGCCCUGCAAGCGUACGGUAUGGUCCUGGACCGGACGCCCGUCAAGGCGUGCCAGGAGUUCGACUUUGGAACACAGGAGUACUGGGAGUGUGCCGUUCGGCAAAACACGGGCGCCGAGAACCAUCAGGCGGGCUCGUGCAAGAUGGGACCCACCAGCGACCCGAUGGCCGUCGUGGACCACGAGCUGCGGGUGCACGGCGUGCGGAACCUCCGGGUGGUCGAUGCGUCCGUCAUGCCGAAGGUCACGUCCGGCAACACGAACGCGCCGGUCAUCAUGAUCGCCGAGAAGGGCGCCCAUCUCAUCCGCAGAGCGUGGGGAGCCCGCUAGGCGUCGGGGUGGCGGGCCUCUCCGCGCAUUUACCGUAUGGGAUAGGAUUCAUCUACAAGGUUAAGCUUCGCGUUUAGAGUCGGUUUUCUUCCUUUCCCUCGAAUUCGCGCAGGAUCCGACUAUCGAUCCGAUAGCACCGAUUCCGGAGAGCCCCGAGAUGCUCCUCAUGUCUGUUAUUAUCACCGCUUCAACCCACCCCUAUCCAGCGACCGGAUAGGGUCUAGCGUCUAGAAAGGAAGGUGGAAAUGUUGAGUUUCGCACCAACUGGUGCCGAUCGAUCGAGAAAAGUCCCGCUCAAAAUGUGUUAAUGUAAAGUUAAAUUAUGAAUAUCAAUAAACGCGUCAAAGGUA
Molecule: messenger RNA, 2367 nt
Organism: Anopheles cruzii
Lineage: Eukaryota; Metazoa; Arthropoda; Insecta; Diptera; Culicidae
Gene: Gld
Product: glucose dehydrogenase [FAD, quinone]
Exons: 5
Coding region: 194-2017 (607 amino acids)
Molecular function (GO): flavin adenine dinucleotide binding; oxidoreductase activity, acting on CH-OH group of donors
Source: RefSeq, a predicted model, not a curated record